Brachypodium distachyon (stiff brome) is the source of this 3480-nucleotide messenger RNA. Its product is annotated as clathrin interactor EPSIN 2. Lineage: Eukaryota; Viridiplantae; Streptophyta; Magnoliopsida; Poales; Poaceae. Gene Ontology annotation, cellular component: plasma membrane; endosome; clathrin vesicle coat. The transcript is spliced from 14 exons. The coding region runs from base 303 to 3128 and encodes 941 amino acids. Gene Ontology annotation, molecular function: clathrin binding; phospholipid binding. The record is from RefSeq and is a predicted model, not a curated record. Gene Ontology annotation, biological process: endocytosis.
UUCCUCUCUCCUACCACCCUUCGCUUCUCUUUCCUCGCGACGACAGCUCAGGGAGGAGGAGAAGAAGAAACGAGAGGAAAGCGCGCCCCAUUCCCCGCGGACCUCCUCCUCCUUCCACCUCGCGUGGAAUCCCUUGGACUCCCGCCGCCGCCGCUGCCGCCGACAUCUAUCCCCCCCUCUCGCCGCGCCGGCGCGUCGUCGACCGGCCCGAUCUGCUGCUCGUCCUGCCUCCUCAGGUAGGUCUCCUACCAAGGAGGAGGAGGUGGGCGCUGGGUACUAGAAGCUAGAUUCGGAAAGGCGCCAUGAAGAAAGUAUUCGAUCAGACGGUCCGGGAUUUGAAAAGAGGGGUGAAUAAAAAGGUCCUCAAGGUGCCUGGUACAGAACAAAAGAUUCUCGAUGCCACAAGCAAUGAGCCGUGGGGCCCGCAUGGAUCCCUCCUGGCAGAGAUUGCACAAGCAACACACAACCAUCAUGAGUAUCAGAUGAUCAUGAAUAUUGUGUGGAAGAGGGUCAGUGAUACUGGUAAAAAUUGGCGGCAUGUUUACAAGGGAUUGACUGUCCUCGAUUACCUGGUAGCUCAUGGUACCGAGCGGGUUAUUGAUGACAUAAGGGAGCAUGCUUAUCAGAUAUCGGCAUUAGCUGAAUUCCAGUAUAUCGAUUCUAGUGGCAGAGAUCAAGGUAGCAAUGUACGUCGGAAAUCCCAGAGCCUCGUUAGUUUAGUUAAUGAUAAGGAAAGGGUUCAGGAAGUCCGGCAGAAAGCACUUGCUACCAGAGAUAAGUAUCGGAGUGCAUUUGCCACCAGUGGAGCACACAGGAGCCCAGGCGGAUAUGACAAUGAUCGCUACGAAGGCAGCAAUGGUAGUAGAUAUGAUAACAGGAAUGGCUACGGGAGGGAAAGAGAAUAUGGAUAUAGAGACGAUGACAGAUACAGUGGUGCUGGAGAUACACCCAAUCGGGAAGGAGAUCGUUAUUCUAGGGAUUCUAAUGAACGCAACAGAGAAGAUGAAUACAGAGGAAGUAAUAGCAAUCCUGAAUAUGCAGAAGGAUCGGGCCGCAGGAGCUAUGGACGAGAAAGAGAUUCAUAUGACAAUGAUGAGGCUUAUUCUUCACGUGGCCGUGGCAGCAAUGCUGAUGUGCCUACUCAGGAUGAGAGGCCUGCAGGGCAGAAGUCUCCUAGCCAACAGAUUGCUUCACCACCACCAAGCUAUGAAGAUGUUGCAGGAAUUUCCAAGGACAAUCUUCAUGAUGAAAGAAACGGAGCAAGCGUGCCAGCUGCUGCUGCUGCACCAAAGGUGCCUUCUCCCUCCAUUCCUAGAACAAGCUUUCCCCCAGAACAGGUGAAUGGUGUUCAUGAUAAUUCUGUUGAAGAUGUACCUGCACAACCACCUGCUCAUGCUGAACUUAACGGCUUUGAUGAGUUUGAUCCACGUGGAUCAGUGCCAGAUGCCUCACCUCCAGCGAACCCCUCACCAGCAGUGAAUAGCUUGGAGAUGGAUUUAUUCGGGCCUGAUCCUAUUAGUUCGUUGGCUUUGGUUUCUGUGCCUCAGCCGACUGCUGCCCCAAAUGUCGAGCCAAUGGCCAAUUCUGGUUUCGAGACAAAUAGUUUCAUGGGCAUGCCACCAGCUUCUACUGGAUUCAGCGAGGCGAUUGAUGCUUCAAAUCCAUUUGGGGAUCCUACUCCUUUCAAGGCAGUUCAUGAAGAGAAUCAUGCAGUUUCUCAGGCAAAUGCGGCACCUGCUGGUUCCUUCCAGGCCACCGGACCUGGUGCGGAUGCAAAUCCUUUCCAGCCUGCUUCAGCUGCUAGCUUUGGUUUUGAAGAUACCCUUGGCGAUCUCACUUUUGCAUCCAACGUCGCACCUGGACAGCAAGAUAUUUUUGCAAGCACCACCUCCUUACCUUUUGGGGUUUCACAGGCAAAUCCCUCCGCAUUUCCCCAACAGGCAGGCCCAACUCAUGUUCCACCCCAGACAUCUCAGCUUUCUCAAGCAGUGGCUUCCAAUACUCAUACUGCUUCCAUGUUUGCUCACCCACAAGCACAUCCUGCAGUCACCAACCCAUCCUCAUUUCCUCAGCCUGUUGCCACACCAUUUGCUCUUUCACAGGCCCCUCAACCUGCAGCACCCAAUCCUCCAGGGCCAUCAAACUAUUUUAUGCAACAACCUUCAGGGACUGGUAUUGAUACCAUGUCUGGGGUUCCUUCACAGAAUGGUGCACCAUCCUACAUUCCUCCACAGUCUGCUCAGCAUGCACCUCCGGUAAAUCAACUACCAUCUCAGCAAAGUUUCCUCUCACAAACUGCCACAUCAGCUCCACAGACGGCAUCAAUUUCUCGAGGGGCAUCCCAGCCUUUAGUUGCCCCAAAUUCAGUACCUUCUGGUUCCAACUAUCCAUUGCAUUCGAGUUCAUCAGCUCCCCCAGAAACGAUAAUGUCGGCUUUGCAAGUUAGUCCAACUGAACCAGUGAAGAAAUUCGAGCCCAAAUCUACAGUUUGGUCAGAUACAUUGACUCGAGGUCUUGUCAAUUUUAACAUUUCUGGACCAAAAACGAACCCACAUGCAGACAUUGGAGUGGACUUCGAUUCAAUCAAUCGCAAGGAGAAAAGGCAAGAGAAGAAAACAUCCCAAGUACCUGUAGUAUCUACCAUCACCAUGGGAAAAGCCAUGGGUUCUGGCUCUGGUAUUGGUCGGGCUGGUGCGAGUGCUGUUGCGCCUCCUUCCAACCCAAUGGGUGCAGGCAGAGGUGUUGGUGUUGGUGCUGGUUAUGGUGGUGGAAUGGGAACGAAUCGACCAAUGGGGAUGGGGAUGGGAAUGAACCAACAGAUCGGGAUGAACCAACAAGCAAUGGGGAUGGGGAUGAACCAACAGCAGAUGGGGAUGGGGAUGGGGCUGAACCAACAGCAGAUGGGAAUGGGGAUGAACCAACAACCCAUGGGAAUGGGGAUGGGGAUGAAUCAACAACCCAUGGGUAUGGGGAUGGGGAUGAACCAACAACAGAUGGGGAUGAACAUGGGCAUGGGGAUGCGGCCUCCUAUGGGGAUGGCUCCUGGUGGAAUGCCUGGCGCCCCGACUGGCUACAAUCAGAUGGGUGCUGGAUACGGCGGGCAGCAGCAAUACGGUGGGUACAGGUGAGAUUACACAUGUACGGUGGAUUACACAGCGAGGAUUUGAGAAGCAGUUUAGCAGGCAUUUGGAUUUUGCUCACCUGGGUUUUCUUUAUGUAUGAUUUCUUUUGUUGGGGGGUAUAAUUUUCAUAACUAUUCUUUUUCUAUCCAUGUUGGAUGCUGUAUCUACUAAAUGUAUGAUAUGCGAAUGCGGGCAUUGCCACAACUGCCGCGUUGUGUAACUGGAUGCAAAGCCACAUGAUAUUAUAAGCUUGGAUGUAGUUGUAUAAUUCUCUAUAGGCUACUCUUGUCAGCAGACAUAUUAUUUGUUUCAGCAUUCUUGCUGGAUAGACAAUAAAAGGCUAUACCAUUUUGUUGAA